UAACAGAGCAAGUCAUCAACGACCCGGCAGCUCGUACAUACACAACCUUACUACGGAUACACUAUAUGGCCCGAGCUCUAUCCUGAAGCAGCCAAUGGCGGUUGUCGAUCGCCCAUGUGGCGCCGUUGCGUACUCCUUAUCUUACUACUCUGUCCUGCGCAGGUGGCGAGUGCACCAUGACAGAAUCGACGCAAUCGAAUCUAGUGUAAAGUAAUCAGGCGUCACAUAUUCACCUCCCCAGAUUCGACUUCGCUCUUCGCCUUAUUAUCAAAUGCCGAGCAGAUAAGCUCCCAGGCUACCCUAUGCCCACGGUAGAUGCCGCGCAGGGUUGAUCCUGAAACGCGGAAGCAGUCUAGAACCCGACGCAAGCAACGACCGCUCCGGGAACGGAACAAUGCCCCAAUCCGUCGUUUCCGACUUGGACUCACACAACGGUCGCUGCGACCACGGUCACCACCGCCAGCGCCAACACUGCGGAGACGCUAGAGCCCGCUCCCGCUCGCAGCGUCACCAGUCUCCAUGUACAUGUAGUACCCCGCGCGGGGAUGGUCGGUACCAGACCGCCCGGCGCCGGCCACCCUCCCGCUCCCCGUCAUGCGCGUCAGCAUGUUCCUUGUCGACCUACAGCACCGGCAACGGCAACGGCAACAACAAAGCCCUCGUGCCCCACGACCACCACCACUGUCCUCCCUCAAGGACAGGGGAGCUCGCCCGCACCCGAUCCCCCUCCCGACGCCGGGUUUCCAUGGACAGCGGGCCGGAGGAAUACACCGUCUACCCGGACGGGCGAAUCCGCGAGCACAGCCACGACCAUAAGCGGGGGAGAUACCGGAGCCGCGACCAGGCUCGCAGGGACCGCCGGACUCGGCGUUGGAGCAGGAGCAGGAGCAGGAGCAGGAGCAGGAGCAGGAGCAGGGACGUGCGUGGCGGUCGGUACCGGUACUGGCACAGGGAUGGGAGGCAGCGAUCGAAGGAGGAUGGCAAGGGGCUGUUGAUUGCUGCGUUGGUAUUUGUGGCAGGGAUGAUACUGUGUUCUGAUUGACCGUUGUUUUCGAGGCGCUUGGAGUUGAGGACAUGGAAUAUGAUACCACUUGUUAUGGGCGUGUGCAGGUGUGCAGAGUUGCACGUAAGCUCGGGAAGCACAUCCUCUGGCGUUUCGGAUUUGGAAAGAGAGGGAUUUCAAGGAUACCAUGAGAUAUCAUUGUCU
Molecule: messenger RNA, 1207 nt
Organism: Chaetomium strumarium
Lineage: Eukaryota; Fungi; Ascomycota; Sordariomycetes; Sordariales; Chaetomiaceae
Exons: 2
Coding region: 395-1042 (215 amino acids)
Source: RefSeq, a predicted model, not a curated record